AUGGCGUUUUCUGGCCAUACUUGUAUCACCUGUGCCGUGGCAUUCGCCAGCGGGGAGCUACAGCGAGCCCACUACAAGACAGAUUGGCACCGCUACAACCUAAAGCGCAAAGUGGCAGAGCUAGCGCCCGUUAGGGCCGAAAAUUUCAAACAGAAGGUCCUCAGUCAACGCGCUGCAGAUGCCAAGGCCAGAGAGCGCCACUCUCACUACUGCGAGGCGUGCAGGAAGGCGUUUGCGUCCGACAAAUCGUACGAGAGCCACCUCCGCUCAAAGAAACACAAGGAGAAGAAAGAGGUUAGGGCUCCGAGCGAGGUAGACGACGGUAUAGACGACGCUUCGGAGGGAACGACUGACGAAGCCAUUGACCAAACGUUGGACAACCUGAAAAACUUGAAGAUUGAACUCUCAGCUGUCCAUGUGGCAGAUGAUAAGGCACAAAUUGUGCAAGCGAACCCUCUAAACAACGCAGAAGAGAAAACCGAGACAACUAAAGAGGUCAAAAAAGAUUCAGUGGUAACAUUAAAACGACUGAGCCAAGAGAGUGAGUGUGUGUCAGAAGAUUCAGACGAGGGGCCGCAACCACUUGAGCUGGACGAGUGUCUGUUCUGCACGCACGUGAGUGAUGACAUGGAACGCAGCCUCAAACACAUGAGCUAUGCUCACGGAUUCUUCAUACCUGAUCUCGAGUAUCUGGUCGACCUGAAGGGACUCCUAGAGUACUUGUGCUACAAGGUCGGCGAAGAGAGAAGCUGCCUCUACUGCAACACGUCCCGUACUUUCUACUCCAUUGAGGCGGUACAACACCACACAGUGGACAAGAGCCACUGCAAGCUGUUCUUCGAGGGAGACAGCGCUCUCGAGUACGCAGAGUUCUACGAUUACACCAAGAGCUACUCAAAACCUGGGGAAGAAGAAGGGAAGGGUGUUGAGAGAGACGGCGACUUACCAGUUCCAGAUAACACUCUAGACGUGAACGAGGAUUUGGAGUUGGUUCUGCCGUCUGGGUCAAAGCUCUCGCACCGUGCAAUGAGACACUACUACAAGCAGAGGGUCCCAACGCUAGAGCAACGGACGUCGUCCGUGGUGACGAGACUCAUGGCGCAGUACCGUGCCAUCGGGUGGAAGGGAGCGGAGGGGGAGGUGGGAAAGAAGAGGGUUAUGGACGAGACAACAAGAAUUCGUAUGCAGCAGAGAAGACAGCUGAAGCUGGCUACAAAGGCUAACAAACAGCAACCCCAUUUCAGACCACAAGUUGUCUUCUGA
Messenger RNA from Geodia barretti, 1263 nucleotides. Lineage: Eukaryota; Metazoa; Porifera; Demospongiae; Tetractinellida; Geodiidae. The record is from the annotation of a GenBank genome assembly.